UCAGUUACUGUUUUCUCAACAGCGUGUGAAUAUUAUCAGGACACAGAGCUGACAAUGUUCUCAUUUUUGAUUGUUAUUGCUCUUUUUUUACCCUAAGGGGUAAUAAAAUCCUGUAGCUGCAGAAGCAGGCUCACAAAUCUCCUGUCAGGCAUUAACUGCAGUCCCACACUACACGCGGCUGUUAAUGACACAAUGGCGCCUACACAUAAACAGUUUAUCCCCUCCAGUCCAAGAAAAUGACACACAAACGCGCACUCCUUAUAUAUCCCCAUUUAGUUGCACUGCCUUUGGAAGCUACUGUGCAGAGAGCUGUUGUAGCAGGUGAUCGCCCUUAUUUGGUAGUGGCCCAGAUCAUGUGACCACAAAAUGGUGGAAGCUGCGAGGUGCUUGUGUGCUGAGCAUCUCCUCCGAGAGGCUGGGAGCAGGAAAUAGGCAGGGAACUUGGAGGUACAUCCAUGCUCUGAGACACAGGAGGACACACGUUCCUGAGCCCCAGCAGUGGUCCUACUGGGGAUGGACCUGGCGUCAGAGAGCAAAAUGAACGCUGACGCGGGUGAAAGCCGACCAGUCCCUCCUACCUCACUUCCCCUGCAGGGGGGCGCCACCCAGAGGAAAAAGCUAUCUGCCCCUCGUAUCAGCCUGUCACUGGACCAGAGCGAGGAUGACUUGGGGGAAACGCCAGAUGAUCUGGACAUCAACGUCGACGAUCUCGACACUCCAGAUGAGGGGGACUACCUCGACUACACGGACCAUGAAAUGGACUGGGAAGACCCGAAUGCAGCCAGUAGGACUGGGACAAGUGAGCCUUAUGAUUCAAUCCCAACGUACACCGCCGAGGAGGAGCGCCAGGACGGCAAGCUGUGGAGGACGGUCGUCAUUGGGGAGCAGGAGCACCGCAUCAACAUGAAAGUCAUCGAGCCCUACAUGAGGGUCAUCUCACAUGGAGGCUACUACAGCAGUGGAGUGAAUGCAAUCAUCGUAUUCGCUGCCUGUUUCCUGCCAGACAGUGACAGAGAGGACUACCAUGAAAUAAUGGAGAACCUCUUUCUCUACGUGAUCAGCACACUGGAGCUGAUGGUGGCGGAGGACUACAUGAUUGUGUACCUGAAUGGUGCCACACCCCACAGAAGAAUGCCGGGUCUUGGUUGGCUGAAGAAAUGCUAUCAGAUGAUUGAUAGAAGGCUCAGGAAGAAUCUGAAAUCCUUCAUUAUUCUCCAUCCAUCAUGGUUCAUCAGGACCGUUCUAGCAGUCACCAAGCCCUUCAUCAGUGCCAAGUUCAGCAGUAAGAUAAAGUAUGUGAACAGUUUGGACGAGCUUCAGGAACUCAUCCCCAUGGAAUCCAUCCAGAUCCCAGAGUGCAUCAUUAGACUCGACAAGGAACUGAAGGACGCAGCAGAGAACUCGGUAGUGAAUAGUUUCCUGCAGGGGUCGGAGCCAGCAGCAGCAGGCAGAGCAGACAGAGCAGACGCAGCCGGUGCCAGCAGCUCUUAAACCCAGACACCCUAAAUGGAUGGGUCACCUCAAUGUUCAGAAGUCACUGUCGUAUGGCUGAACCUGGAAGUGCAGAGACAAAGGGUUUUUAAGAUAGUGUGUGUGUGUGUGUGUGUGUGUGUGUGUGUGUGUGUGUGUGUGUGUGUGUGUGUGUGUGUGUCUGUGUGCGUGCGUGUCAGUGUUUGUCGGUAACACGUUGGAGUUGAAUAUGAAAUCACAACUUACAAUAGUUAACGCACAGUUCUCAUUCUUCGAGGCUGCUGUAGCAUCUACUGUUCGUUACACCUGCUACCCAGAGAGAUGUAUAGUCAAGUGUGACGCUUGGCAGCACCCAGAGAGUAGCAUCAAUGUUCACAGUAGGGUAGGAGUUGCAAUUUACACAUGACAAUGCACUGCGCAAAAACCCAUUUGUAGAGCCUAUAGUGUUAUAGUCGUGUGCAUGAGAAGCAGUGGAGCAAUAAUAUCACCCUUUACUGGUUAAACAGUCUCAGUACUUCAGACAAAGAGUCAACUUGUGCGUCAGCAAUCUACAAUAAAAGCAUAAGGUGAGGCCAUAAAACCUUGUGCCAUAAAAGACCAACUUCUUGCAUUUCUACAAUCCAAUCCUCUGUCUCAACACGUGCUCUAAAACUGAAACACAAACUGACAAAUAGAUAUUUAAGCUUCUUGAGUCAAGCUGACACAAAGGAGGAAGAAAUUAGAUAUACAAUCAAGUUAUUGGUGCAGUGUGAGAGCAUGUCCUUUUAGCCAUGUUCUGUAAGUGUGUGUGUUUUCAGUUGGUUCCUGUCAGAUGCAUAAACUGGAAAAAAUCUCUUGAUCUUCUCCUGGAUCAUCAGAUGGAAAUAAAGUUGGGGUCUCUGUUAA
This is a messenger RNA of Scophthalmus maximus (turbot), 2355 nucleotides long. RefSeq names its product prune homolog 2 with BCH domain (gene prune2). NCBI's taxonomy places the organism in Eukaryota, Metazoa, Chordata, Actinopteri, Pleuronectiformes, Scophthalmidae. The transcript has 11 exons. Gene Ontology annotation, biological process: apoptotic process. Gene Ontology annotation, cellular component: cytoplasm. The coding region runs from base 514 to 1491 and encodes 325 amino acids. The record is from RefSeq and is a predicted model, not a curated record.